This is a messenger RNA of Urocitellus parryii (Arctic ground squirrel), 563 nucleotides long. It is a transcript of the gene Bglap, whose product is annotated as bone gamma-carboxyglutamate protein. Gene Ontology annotation, biological process: regulation of bone mineralization; regulation of cellular response to insulin stimulus; response to vitamin K. The record is from RefSeq and is a predicted model, not a curated record. Gene Ontology annotation, molecular function: structural constituent of bone; hydroxyapatite binding; calcium ion binding. Gene Ontology annotation, cellular component: extracellular region. Lineage: Eukaryota; Metazoa; Chordata; Mammalia; Rodentia; Sciuridae.
UAUCCUUUGGGGUUUGGCCCACAGAGCCAGGGCAGAUGACCCCCAAUUAGCCCUGGCCGCUUCCCCGUGCCCUGCUUGACCAUGUGGGCGUAGCCCCCUCAUCUCUGGGGUGGUAUAAAGAGUGCUGGAGUCGGGAAGAGGCAGACCAGUUCCAGCAGCAUCCUGACAGUGCCAGCGGACACCAUGAGGACCCUCACACUGCUUGCCCUGCUGGCCCUGGCUGCACUCUGCCUCGCUGGUCGGGCAGAUGCGAAGCCCAGUGGUGCAGAGUCUGGCAAAGAUACAGCCUUCAUGUCCAAGCAGGAGGGCAACAAGGUGGUGAAAAGACCCAGGCGCUUCGUGGACAAUGGGCUGGGAGCCCCAGCUCCCUACCCGGAUCCCCUGGAGCCCAAGAGGGAGGUGUGUGAGCUCAACCCGAACUGUGACGAGCUGGCUGAUCACAUCGGCUUCCAGGACGCCUACCAGCGCUUCUACGGGACCCCGGCCUAGGUGUCUGUGCUGGCCGUGGCAGCCCUGCUCUGGCUCUGCACCAGGACUGCUCCCUUGCCUCCCCCUCCGUCCCU